Messenger RNA from Cornus florida, 1817 nucleotides. Its product is annotated as growth-regulating factor 4-like. Lineage: Eukaryota; Viridiplantae; Streptophyta; Magnoliopsida; Cornales; Cornaceae. Gene Ontology annotation, cellular component: nucleus. Gene Ontology annotation, biological process: DNA-templated transcription; regulation of DNA-templated transcription; developmental process. The transcript is spliced from 4 exons. The coding region runs from base 503 to 1495 and encodes 330 amino acids. The record is from RefSeq and is a predicted model, not a curated record. Gene Ontology annotation, molecular function: ATP binding.
UCUCUCUCUUCAAUGCUACUAAUUGUACCAAGAAGAGGAAAGUUUGGGGAAGGUUGUGCGCAGACACUGCCCCCCUUUUCCAAACACAAACAACACACCCAAAAUACCCCCCGCCUGCACAAGACACAGCGACCACACUCAGACAACGGACACCACGCGCACACACACAUUGCCUUCUGAAUCCAAUACUACUUCCUCUGUCUAAGCUUAGACCUCCCUUUGAACCCAUAUAUCUCAUCAUACUUGAAGUACAUAUUUUGGGUUCUUUUUACUUUUUGUUCACUGCAAAUCAAUCUUCUUCACUCUCUUUUUGUACCUACGAAAUGGCGAAAACCCAUUCGAAGUGCAGAGAGUGCGAUCUGUGUUUGGGCUUAAACAUGGGUUUCGUUUGAACCUUUUAAUUUGUUCUCCACUUGGAUUGCUUUUCUGGGUGUUACACACACACACAUACUCUGCUUUUUCUUCUGGUGUAGUGAAGGAGGUGGUGGUGGUGUUGGUGGGUAUGAACAGUACGAGUAUGGUGGCGGCGACAUCAAUGGCCGCAGGGAUGAGGUCUUCACAGUCUCCGUUCACGGUGUCGCAGUGGCAGGAGUUGGAGCAUCAAGCACUCAUCUUUAAGUAUCUAAUGGCUGGACUCCCUGUCCCACCUGAUCUCGUACUCCCCAUUCAGAAGAGCUUCGAAUCUGUGUCUGCUAGAUUCUUUCACCAUCCCACCAUGGGUUAUUGUUCUUUUUAUGGGAAGAAGGUGGAUCCGGAGCCGGGUAGAUGCAGGAGGACCGAUGGCAAGAAGUGGAGGUGCUCCAAGGAUGCAUACCCGGACUCCAAGUACUGCGAGCGGCACAUGCACCGUGGCCGCAACCGUUCAAGAAAGCCUGUGGAAUCACAAACUGUCUCACAGUCCUCAUCCUCUACACUCACAUCUCUGACUGUCACCGGAAGCAAUGGCAGUGGUGCUGGAACUGGAAGCUUCGCGAACCUUCCGCUGCACGCCUUUAGUGACCCCCAAGGCCCAGGGUCUGGAAGCAACCAAUCUCAGUUCCAACUGGAGCCCAUUCCCUAUGGGAUCCCUCACAAAGAUUACAGGUAUAUCCAUGGACUUAAAUCUGAGGUGGGCGAGCAUAGUUUCUUGUCAGAAGCUUCAGGAAUCAAUAGGGAUCUGCAAAUGGAUUCAUCUGUAGACAAUACAUGGCCUCUAAUGCCAUCUCGAGUCUCAACCUUCCCUGCAUCAAGAGCAAGUAACAACUCCAUUUUGCAGACUGACUAUCCUCAGCAUUCGUUUUUCAUCAACGAAUUUGCCUCAGAACCUGUCAAACAAGAGGGUCAGUCUCUUCGACCCUUCUUUGAUGAAUGGCCCAGAACCAGGGACACUUGGUCUGGCCUUGAAGAUGAGCGAUCCAACCAGACCUCAUUCUCCACAACCCAGCUCUCAAUUUCCAUCCCAAUGGCUUCAUCUGACUUUUCCGCAGCAAGUUCCCGAUCUCCGCAAGAUAAUUGAACGAAGCAUGGUUUCCCGGGGGUAUCUGGGUGAAGGCUAUAUUCUGGAAGGCCCGAUCAAGUUCUAGCUGGUUGACUUGUGUGCUCGAGGAAGAUUCCCCGACUCGUUCCCAUUAGAUAUCUCCAUUAGUUGUGGGUUUUAUGCAUGAAUGUUUGUCUGAAAUUGCAUUUGUAAGCUCAGAUCUUAUUAGGUAGGAAAUAAAACAUACUCUUUGACAGUUUGUCUGAGAAUCGAGAACCUUGUGUUUGUAACGCAAUGCAAGUGGAACAGGCUUGGGUUUGAUGGAAUUUGCUUCCAGUUAAAUUGAAUAAAGUUACUUCUA